UUAAUAAUGUGGGUGGGAAAAAUGUGAAAGGGGAAAAGGGAAAUAUGUAUUUGUGGAGGCCGGCUAGGGAUUCAUUCAAUGCAAUAUUACAAAGAGAAAGAGAUGAGAUCCGAUGAAGUUACGGAAGGUGAUGUCGGGUUGUUGGGUGAGCCCUAAGCCAAGCCAACUAGCCAAGGACUCUCAAACUCUGUCAUGUCGACCGCAUCUAUGGCGAUGCACUGAAUGCCACCCCACGGCCCUCUUCGAGAUGUGGCUGCAGCGGGAUGCCGCUAGGGUUAAAGCUCUCUCCAAGGCUGCCACCGUCUCCCGCCGCGCUAGCAGCCGCGGAGCUGACUUCAGCAACUCCGUCAUCCUCGAGCUCUCUCAGACUUAAAAUAAUUCAAUGAUUUUACAGAGUCCAUGAAUUCUAAAAAAUCUAUCAGAAUCUAUUAAAAUCUAGAUUGAAUAUACCCCCUAAACUUUCAAAUGAAUUACUCCGUAGUUUUUUUUUUACAAUAACAAAAAGCCCAAAAGUUUGGCCCAAAUAGUUUGAUGUAGUGAAUGAACAAAAAGUUUGGGCCAAAUAGUUUCUCUGGCGUGUUAGGCUGUAUGGGGGGAUGUAAUUAAAUUUGAUGUAGUGACUGAACAAAUGAACGAUCCAAAUACAUCAACCCUCUCAAAACUCAUUGUAGAAUAAUCAAGUACUCAUUUUUGAGUAACUGAAUAUUCAUUUUUUUAGUAACUAAAUGUUCAAUUUCGAGUAACUAAGCAUAACUGGAUUUUAGAAAAAUGAGAAUUUAGUUAUUGAGAAUGAAUACUCAUUUGUUCGAAAAUGAGCCUUCAAUUACUCGCAAAUAAACACUCAUCGUGGAUGUAUGUGAAACACCGUGCGACCGGUUUUAUGAUAUACAUUGCGUCUCAUGGAAAUGUACCAACUAAAUAUUGAAUGGUUAU
Molecule: messenger RNA, 933 nt
Organism: Cuscuta campestris
Lineage: Eukaryota; Viridiplantae; Streptophyta; Magnoliopsida; Solanales; Convolvulaceae
Source: the annotation of a GenBank genome assembly